UUUGUUGCUGGGGAAAUAACAUAAAUUUCUAUUGAUUGAUUUUAAUUUUAAUUAACCAAGGCGAUUGCCGCAUGCAUCUGCCCUGGAUCUUCCCAAGAUUCAAACACGAAACCCUAGUUUUCUUUUCAUCAGCUCCAUAUCUUCUGACACGAACUCCCAAUCCCUCCUCUCCAUCUCCCCCGCCUCCAAACCCCCUCCCUACCCCGUCCAUGUCCGCGAAGGAAAUUUCGAAUCCCGAUCUCUCGUCCUCGGCAACCGAAGCCACGACCCCAUCUCCUGCCUCCACCCCGGAGAUCGCCCUCUCCUGGCCUUCCGAUGGAAUCCUGACCGUCGAGUGGAUCCGGGCCCUCACCGCCGCCCUCGACUGGGCCUCCCGCCACCUCCCGCCCUCCGGUCUCCCCUCCGUCCUCCCCUUCCCCGUCUUCCACCGCCUCGUACUCGCCGCCUCCAACCUCCUCCACAAGGAGCGCAACUGCGUAACCGUCGACGUCGGCGACGAACCCUGCAGCGUCGUCGUUGUCGGCGACGUUCAUGGUCAGCUUCAUGAUGUGAUCUUCUUGCUGGAGGAUGCUGGAUUUCCCUCGGAAGAUCGCUUCUUUGUGUUUAAUGGAGACUAUGUGGAUCGGGGUGCCUGGGGCUUGGAGACUUUCGUCCUCUUGCUGGCUUGGAAGAUUUUUUUACCACAUCGAGUAUUUCUCCUCCGUGGUAAUCACGAAUCCAAGUACUGCACAUCUGUUUAUGGAUUUGAGAAAGAGGUAAUGGUUAAAUAUGGAGAUCAAGGCCAACAAGUCUAUCGAAAGUGUUUAAGAUGUUUUGAAGGUCUUCCUUUGGCAUCCAUUAUAGCAGGAUGUGUAUAUACUGCUCAUGGAGGACUUUUUCGCAGCAUGAAUAUUGCUUCAUCAAAGAGAUCAAAAGGAAAAAAGGGCCGUAAGAUAGUCACCAAUGUUAACACAAACUUGCUAAAGCUUGGUUCCUUGGAGGAGUUACAAAAUGCAAGGCGAACAGUUCUUGAUCCUCCAUGGGAGGGUUCGAACUUGAUACCUGGUGAUGUACUGUGGUCUGAUCCUUCACUAAAGCCAGGGAUUUCUCCAAAUGAAGAGAGAGGAAUUGGUUUGUUAUGGGGACCUGAUUGCACUGAAGAGUUCCUUAAAAAAUAUAAUCUAAAGUUGAUUAUCAGGUCACAUGAAGGCCCUGAUGCAAGGGAUAAACGGCAUGAUCUUACUGCAAUGAAUGAUGGCUAUACAAUAGAUCAUACAGUGGAAUCAGGAAAGCUUAUUACCCUUUUUAGUGCUCCUGACUACCCCCAAUUUCAGGCUACGGAAGAACGAUUCAACAAUCGUGGUGCAUAUAUUGUGCUACAAGCACCCGAUUUUACUUCUCCUGAAUUCCAUACUUUUGAAGCCAUAAAACCGAGGCCACAGGCAAAUGCCUACUAUGACUUUGAAGAAGUGAUCGAUUCUGAUGAAGAGUUGGAUUUGCAAUCCAUGGACCAUGGCUCCGCUCUUGAGGGCAUAACUGCUAUUCAGACGGAGUAGUUAUCUUGUGAUACUGAUGUGCUUUAUUUAUUUAUUUACUUUCUUGUGUGUUAUGAAGUUUACUGCUGCAAAAGUUUUUAAUGUCAUCUCCAAGUGUAGAAGAUAGAUCGAUAUGUUAAUGUAUGUUGUAUAAUCUCUUGGGAAGAUUUAUACAACCGGAGCCCUAGCAUUUUUUGUUGUAAGUACAAGAUUCCCAUUUAUUCCAUACAAUGUUAAAUAACAUUUUUUCAUUUUUGUUUUUAAAA
Phoenix dactylifera (date palm) is the source of this 1780-nucleotide messenger RNA. It is a transcript of the gene PP7, whose product is annotated as serine/threonine phosphatase 7. Gene Ontology annotation, molecular function: hydrolase activity. NCBI's taxonomy places the organism in Eukaryota, Viridiplantae, Streptophyta, Magnoliopsida, Arecales, Arecaceae. The record is from RefSeq and is a predicted model, not a curated record.